AUGGUCUUUUCUUCGGUUCCCCUCUACCAUGAUCCACCCAAUUGGAACCAGAACCACAACCAGCAGCAGCAGCAGCAGCAGCUCCAGCAGCAGCAGCAGCAGCAGCAGCAGCAACUGAGCCACCAUGGCCAGAUGUUUGCAAGCGGGGGCGGCGGGGGCGGAGUGGACAUGCACCACCACCACCACCAGCAACAGCAACAGCAGCAGUAUCAGCAGCAGCAGCAGCACCAGCACCAGCACCAGCUGCGGCCGCCCGUGCCGCCGCCUGGGGCGUUGAUGGCUCCGAGGCCGGACGGCAUGGGUAGUGCGGUUGCUCUGAGCGGCGCAGGUGGUGGUGGUGGUGGUGCCGGCGGAGGUCCAACGGGCGGCGCGGUGGUGCGGCCAGGGUCGAUGACGGACCGGGCGCGGAUGGCCAAGAUCCCGCAGCCGGAGCCGGGGCUCAAGUGCCCGCGCUGCGAGUCCACCAACACCAAGUUCUGCUACUUCAACAACUACUCCCUCACGCAGCCCCGUCACUUCUGCAAGACCUGCCGACGCUACUGGACCCGCGGCGGCACGCUCCGCAACGUCCCCGUCGGGGGCGGCUGCCGCCGCAACAAGCGCACCAAGUCCUCCAAGUCCUCGUCCUCCGCCGCGUCCGCUUCCGGUGGCGGGACGUCGUCGUCCACAACAUCGUCCACGACCACGGCUGGGGGUGCCAACGGCAACGGCAACGGCAACGGCAACCGCAACGGCAGCAGCGCGGCCGCGGCGGCCGGGGCCAUGAUGUCUUCUCAGGGCCAGGGGCACGCGCAGAUGCCAUUCUUUGGCUCGCUGCACCCGUUGGGCGCCGGCAGCGGGGAUCACUACGGCACCGGCGCGUCGAGGCUAGGGUUUCCGGGGCUGAUCAACUCGCUGGAUCCGGUGGACUACCAGCUCGGUGGAGGCGGUGCCGCGGCCGCCGCCAUGGGGCUGUCCGAACAGUGGCGGCUGCCGCAGAUGCAGCAGUUCCCCUUCUUGGGCCGCGCCGACGGCAUGCAUCAACAGCAGCAGCAAAUGGCUGGCCUAUACCCGUUCGACGCCACUGACGCGUCCGGCUUCGCCGGAGAGAUGAUGGGCGGCGUCGGCGGAUCCAAGCAGCUGGUGCCCGGAUCGGCAGGGCUGAUCACGCAGCUCGCGUCGGUGAAGAUGGAGGACAACCCGCCGUCCAACAACGCUAUGGCGGGCGCCGCCUCAGCCAGGGAGUUCCUCGGCCUCCCCGGCAACAUCCAAUUCUGGGGCGGCGGCAACAAUGGCGCAGGCGGCAACGACAAUGGAGGAAGUCACAGCAGCGGCACCGUGGCUCCAGGCGGUGCCGGCGGAGGAGGCGGCUGGGUGGAUCAGCUCCCCGGGUUCAACUCGUCAUCAUCGGGCAACAUCCUGUGA
Molecule: messenger RNA, 1404 nt
Organism: Triticum turgidum subsp. durum (durum wheat)
Lineage: Eukaryota; Viridiplantae; Streptophyta; Magnoliopsida; Poales; Poaceae
Source: the annotation of a GenBank genome assembly